AUGGCUGAAGAUAAUUAUACGUUUGCCUCCGAGUUUAUUCUCCUGGGCUUCACAGACCAAGAAGACCUGCAGGUGAUAUGCUUUAUCUUAUUCCUUGCUAUCUAUGUGGUCACUCUAACAGGAGAUCUGGGAGUAAUUACAUUAAUUAGAUUAAAUUUGUGCCUACACACUCCCAUGUACUUCUUCCUAAGCCACUUGUCUUUUCUGGACAUCUGUUACUCCUCCACAAUCAUCCCUCAAGCCUUGCUGAAUUUUUUAGUGGAGAAGAAGGUUAUUUCCUUCAUUAGGUGUGCCACUCAGCUCUUCUCCUUUGCGACCUGUGCCACUGCAGAGUGCUACGUGCUGGCUGGCAUGGCUUAUGAUCACUACAUGGCCAUUUUUUCCUACUUGUCAGUCCUCUCCACUGUCUUGCAGAUCCACUCCACGUCUGGUUGGCACAAAGCCUUCUCCACCUGUGCCUCUCACUUGGUCUCCAUCAUCUUGUACUAUGGCAGUUCCCUCUUCAUGUACCUGUGCCCCAGCUCCAGGCACUCCAUGGAGCACGACAAGGUGGUCUCCGUGCUGUACUCCAUUGCAGUUCCCAUGCUGAACCCACUUAUCUACAGCCUAAGAAACACAGAGAUGAAGAACACCAUGUGGAAAACAAAAUCCUAUUCUGGAGGAGUGGAUGGUGUUUCAUGGCCAGGAUGUACUGGUGCAGCUGCGUCUGAAAGUCCACUUAUGUUCUCCAAGAGCAUCCAUGGCGUGGACCCAAGUGCCCUAGCAAGGGCCAGGAAGUUUGCUUGA
This is a messenger RNA of Mesitornis unicolor (brown roatelo), 786 nucleotides long. Its product is annotated as olfactory receptor 1044-like. Gene Ontology annotation, cellular component: membrane. Gene Ontology annotation, biological process: G protein-coupled receptor signaling pathway; sensory perception of smell. The coding region runs from base 1 to 786 and encodes 261 amino acids. The record is from RefSeq and is a predicted model, not a curated record. Gene Ontology annotation, molecular function: odorant binding; olfactory receptor activity; G protein-coupled receptor activity. The transcript is spliced from 3 exons. NCBI's taxonomy places the organism in Eukaryota, Metazoa, Chordata, Aves, Mesitornithiformes, Mesitornithidae.